AUGGUCACUUCAUUCUUGCAAAAAUGCUUUCGAUGUCAACAGGACGCUGUGGAGGCAGAAUACUCUGUAAAGGAGAACAUUGAAAACCCUGUAUUAGAGGACAGGCCCCAGAGCCCGCGAGGGCAAGCCGAGGCGUGUGCCUCUAAGGUCUCCUACCCAGGACGACCUGCCGCCUCCAGCACCGCUGCGGCUGCGCUGCUGGCCCACGGGCCCUCCCUGGACACCCUCGCGUUCACCAUCUCCGUGAUGCUGUGUGAUUCGAUGUCGGCCCACGUGCUGCGCCGCUUCGUGCUGGAGACCGCCGUCAAGGCGGUGCUCGUGCCCGGCGACGGAGGCGGAGCGCCUGACGGGGCCGCCGGUAUGGGCUACCUCCUUGGCGCUACAGCUCUCCCUGGCGCCGCUGCCGCUGGUUCACCGCUGCCUCAGUCAGCAUCGUCUUCCCGAGGCGUGACGCGCGCACAGUACGGCAGUGGGUACGGGAAUGCGGAAAGCUUGAACGGAGCCUCGCCGCUGGACCCGAUGCCCUCGGUUGGUGGGAGCGGCGGUGGCGGUGGCGGUGGGGCGGGCGAGGCGGCAGCGGGGGGGCCGGGGAGUUUGAGGACACUUGGGGGAAAAUCCCGACGGCUGAGUUUGCUGGCGGCUGGGUCCCACUCGGGGGCUAUGCCCCGCGAUACAGUCAGGGCCUCCUCCAUCAGCUCUGCGCCACCGCCACAGGAGGCCCCUGGGCAGCAGGACGAUACGGGGCAACAACAAGCUGCACAGCAUGGGCUAGUGCUGGGACUGGGACUGGGGCAGAGUCAGGGCGGUCGUCCCGCAGCCGCGUGGCUGUUGGGCCGCAGACCCCACUCCGUCAAGUCCGUUGCAGUCCCCGACUCGUUGAUGGGCCCUGCCGCCAGCGGCGGAAGCACGGUUGCGGGCACAGCAGUGACGGCGGCUGACCUGGCCGUCAGCUACCGUACACUCAGCGGCACGACGACCACUCGGCCAUUAGUGGUGGCGUUGCCGUUGGGGCCCGAAGCCGCCGCUGGCUCCGGGGCGCGGGCCGUCGACACGCGCGCCUCCAAGUCAGCCAAUGCAGCGAACAACUGCAGCAACGUCAGCAGCUUCCUGGCAGCCGCGGGCUGUCCGCCCGCCAGCGCUCUGCUGAGCUCCUGGCAGGGGGGUAUUCUCCAGCCGCCCGCCGCCGCAGUGACGGCGCACACCUUCCCGCUGCAGCAUACGCUGCUUCAGGCGUGCUCCGCUGCUGCUGCCGCCGCCGCCGCUGGCGCGGCCUACUCCCGCGGCGGUGCGAGCGGCCCCGGCGCCGUCGGUGCGGCGCACGGCAGCAGCCGCGCCUCCGUCGGAAGCGAUGGCUGCGGCGGGCUCCACCCGGCGGUUGUGGAGGACUGCUGCUCGUUAUUGCAAGACGUCCACCGGCCCUGCCGCGACGUGUGCUUGCUUAUGGGUAUUUUGAGCCAGCGGCAGGAGGUACACAAGCUGCAGCAGCAGCUGCAACACGCACCGUCGACGCCGCUGCCGGGCACGGCCGCAGCGGCAAUGCUGCCACCGCUGCAGCGGACUUCCUCCCAACCUCAAUUGCAGCUGACACAAAUGAAUGCCGUCGGCAUGGCUGCUGCGGCGACGUGGCGAACCGCCAGCCCCCGGGUGACGCAGUCGCUGCUACCCGCCGCCUCCACCGGCACACAGGGCUCUGGCGUCGGCGGCAGUAUGGGGCCUCGUGGCGGCGGGGGAGCAGGGCUGCGCUCGCUUGCGGUGGUGCUGGUACCGACGCACGUUUCGCCUGCCGCGGCAGGUGCCGCGGUUGUAUCAGCGGAAGGCGCGGCAGCGGCUGCUGCGGCUGCGUCCUCAUCCAAAAGCUCCUCUGGCUGUGCUGCUUACCUGGGUUUGUACGUUUGCUUCCACGCACGGCUCCCUCGGGCCUUGUUGGAGACCGUGAGGGCUAGUUGCCAGGAGCUGGUGGACGAGGCCCUCUGCCGCCUUGUUGCCCAACGCAUGUGCGGCGACCUGGCUCCCGAGCUGGAGGUAUUCAAGGGCGCAGCUCCUGGGUCCUACGCGGUAAUGCGCGGCCUGGAGCUAAACGACGACGGACCCCAGCCCCAACCGCUAGGCGCAGCUGGUACUGCCGCUGCCGCUGCUGCUUCCACACCCACGCGCCGCCGUGGUCCGCCCUCCGCCUCGCCUCAUAGCGGCGUCGGUGCGCACGUGCUGUCGCUGUUCGGGCGGUCCGCCGCGCAGGGGCUCUCGGGCUGCACGACUGCGGGGCCGGCCCUGGGACCCGCGCUGGCCCCGUCGGGGACCCUGGGGGCUCAGGGCCCGGCUCCGUCCCCCUCGCGAGUCUCUGCGCGGCAGCUGAGCGGCUUCAUCAACGGCAUGCUGCUCAACACGGACGAGCUGGUGACGCUGACGCAGCCGCUACAGCCGGCGGCGGGGGGAACGCCGCAGCAGCAACAGCAGCAGCCUCCACCUUCGCCGCCAUCGGGUCGUGUAGCAGUUCCACAAUUUCUGGCCAAAAGCCUCCGAAGCUUGCGUGGGGUCGCCAAGGACGGCACAGACGACAGCAUCACCACCGGCCGUGCGAGUGUCAACGGCCGAGUGAGUCUCUCCCUGGAGCGGGUCGCGCGGCCCUUCGCCGGCUUGGAGCCAAGGCCAGGACAGCCCGCACCCCGAGUACCGUCAGCACACUACAGCCGCAAGGCAAUGGCCACUGCCACAGGGACCGUCACGGCGGCGGCGGCGGCACAAGCACCGGAACUCACCGAUGCUGCUGCUGGCGGCGGCGGCGGCGGCGGCGCCACUGCCACCGCACCGGUGGCUGCCGACCCAUUUCUCAGCACUGCCACGAGCACUGUUGAAGAUUUGUUGAACAGCUUGAUGGAGUCGACGCCGGGAGGGCAGGGUAACGGCCAGGCUGCGGAUAGGCCUGCAGAUGGCGGCGGUGGGGGCCGCGGUGGCGGUGGCGGGGGUGGUGGUGGUGGUGGUGGCGGGGGUGGGCUGCUGUGGCACUGCAACUCAAUUCUUCAUGUGACAGCUGAGGAUGCCCGGAUGACUGCGCGGCAGCAAAUGGAUAUGCUGGUGACGAGUAUUACGGCGACGGGGGCGGAUUCGACUUUGGUGGCGAGGCAGGGGACUGCAUUCCAGGACGACCUUGCGCGCUUGCAGCUGGGGGAGGUCCUGGGUAGGGGUGGAGGGGGGGUUGUUCUGCGGGGAAAGACUGGAACCACGGAUGUGGCAGUGAAGCUCAUGGAGGUGCCCAUUGAGCUAGAGCCCACACACCCGGUUCAGCGUGUGCAGCAGCCCCAGCCCCAGCCCCAGCCAGAGGGCGGUGCUCGGCACAGCCUGGAUGGCACUGCUGAGCGGGAGCGGAUAAUGCUCCGCAACCGCAGGGCCAUGUUACGACAUGCCAUGGAACUGUGGUGCGGAACCAUGCUGUCGCACCCCAAUAUCGUGCAGGUGUACACCACCUUCAACUCUGUGGUCCUCAAGCUGCGGAAGGCACCGGACGGCACUCGCCAGUUCUACCUGGAGGCCGUACCGGAGGGAACGAGACCCAACAACAAUUACACCAACAACAGCAACACUAGCACCAACGGCGGUAACUGCACCAACGGCAACAACGGUGUUAAGUAUAGCCAACAACAGCAGCAGGAGCAGCGACCGGAGCCAGGUGUCGGCGACCCCGCCGCAGCCGCAGCCGUGGCGAACCCAGCUGUUGCCGAGGGCGAGGGUGGCAAAGACAAGGACAAGGCCGAGCUGGAGCCGAGUGACAGCAUCUGUACGGCGUUGCUGGUGGAGUGGUGCGACCGGGGAUCCCUCGCGUCGGCGCUUUACACCCGGACCUUCCCCCGGAUCAUACAACGGCAGUACGACGACGUUUUCAGGAUGAUGCCGUACGACAUGAAGGAUGUGUAUUUGACACUGCUGGAUGCGGCCCUAGCACUGAGACACCUGCACUCCCUGCACCUGGUGCAUAGGGUCCACCCGGCAGACCCGCGGGGGUUCACGGUCAAGCUGGCGGACUUUGGCUUCGUGAUGAAGCUGAACGAGCUGGACGCGGACGGCAGCCGAUACGUCCUUGUCGACCAGCCCGCCGGAACUGUAACCCACAUGCCACCCGAGGCCCUCAACAAGACUCCCCGCCUGGACGCUUCGGCUGACGUGUACGGCUUCGGGAUCCUGAUGUGGGAGUUGCUGGCGGGGGGUUUGCGGCCGUACUCCCAGGUGCCUCUGGAGCGAGUACCCCGACUGGUGGUCAAGGGAGGGAGGCCCGCCUUCCCGGAGAAUGUGCCGCAACCGUAUCGCUGCCUAGCCGCCGCAUGCUGGUCCGCGCACCCCGCCCAGCGGCCCCGGGCCGCCGACCUUGUGGCCACCAUCACCUCGGAGCUGGCAGCGCUGGAGUGA
Messenger RNA from Volvox carteri f. nagariensis, 4398 nucleotides. RefSeq lists its product as uncharacterized. NCBI's taxonomy places the organism in Eukaryota, Viridiplantae, Chlorophyta, Chlorophyceae, Chlamydomonadales, Volvocaceae. The record is from RefSeq and is a predicted model, not a curated record. The transcript is spliced from 17 exons. Gene Ontology annotation, biological process: protein phosphorylation. The coding region runs from base 1 to 4398 and encodes 1465 amino acids. Gene Ontology annotation, molecular function: protein kinase activity; ATP binding.